Molecule: messenger RNA, 624 nt
Organism: Racocetra persica
Lineage: Eukaryota; Fungi; Glomeromycota; Glomeromycetes; Diversisporales; Gigasporaceae
Source: the annotation of a GenBank genome assembly
AUGUUAUGUUCCGGUAAUUCCACGACACUCCCGACAAUAACAGAUUUAAACUCACAACCUUACGAUGCUUUCAUUUGUUCUAUAAAUCUCUUAUUCGAACCUGCACCAUCACUUGCAACUAUAUUAUACUCCUGUCGUCCUUUUACUUCUUACAAACAUUUAAUUUCAACUGCUACUCAAAUAAUUUUUGGUGGCAUCGAAAAACGCGAUAUCGAUCAUUCCGAAGAUACUAAUUCCCAGCAAUUAACACUCUCCCAAAAACUUGAGGUUAUAAAUGCACACCCGCGUUUAGGCGAAAACAAACAAAAUCUUUCAACACUAUCAUUAAAAGAACAGGGCUAUCUUAAAGAUGACAUUAAUGGUAAUAAUAAUUCACCUGUUACACCUCCAUUAGCCGAUGAAGAUGAAAUAGUAAACUCGAAACUUCAAUCACUGAAUCAACAAUAUGAACAAAAAUUUGGAUUUCGUUUCGUGAUAUUUGUUAAUGGUAGGUCUAGAAAAGAGAUUAUACCCAUAUUGGAAGACAAAUUGCAAAAUGGGAAUCGAGAAGACGAAUUGAAUAGAGGAUUGUUAGAUAUGAUGAAUAUUGCUUCAGAUAGGUUGACGAAGCUAAAUGGCAGUUGA